AGCUUGCUCGCUCUUCAAACCUGCUUUUGACUUUAAGCAUGGGGGAUCAUGCAAAUUGAUCUUGUGUCAAGCAAUCGAGUUAGCUGACUGAGCAUUACUACCUUUAUUUCUUUCCCAUUGUCUUACUUUCCAGUCACUCAUCUUUUUUCUCUUAAAUCCUGCUGUUAAUUGUUUCUUGUUUUUCCUGUAGCUCUUUUAUCACCGGGCACCAUGUUCGCCGCUCCGCACCGACUCGUCGCGUGGCUAUCGCCCAGAGCUCUUCGGAUUCCAGUCGCAAUAGCAACAUUUGUUGGAAUCCUCGUCUUCGUAACAGCAGCUUCUCUCCCGCAACCGACGCUUCCGAAGAUCAAACUCACAUACGCCAAUGAGACCAUCUACAACGAGUCCAAGGUCGCUCUCCUCAUCGAGAACCGGCCGCAGCCCAUCAUAGCCCCCCUGAUGCUCCAGUUCAUGUACGCGAUGCCGCCCGACUGGCGCUUUCGCUUCAUGGGCUCCGACGAGUCUGUGGCUUGGGUAAACCAAUCUGCCGCCAUCCGUGAGCAGGUCAAGGCGGGCAAGCUUGACUUGACGUAUAUCCCCUCUAACAUGAGCACCGCCGGCCAGGAGAUGAUCAGCCGCUUCUUGACGACCCUCUGGCUCUACGAAACGGUGCUGCAGCCUGCGGAGUUCCUGCUCGUCUUCCAGACAGACUCGAUAAUCUGCGCUAACAGCAAGCACAUCGUGGACGACUAUCUCAACUACGACUGGGUCGGUGCACCCUGGAACCCCUCAGGACGCUGGGGCGGAAACGGCGGACUUUCACUCCGUCGCGUGAGCAGCAUCAUCGACGUCCUCCGCAACCAGCGCCGCAUCGACGGUACCCAGCCCGAAGACGUCUGGCUCUCUGAACGCCUGGGCGACCACAACACUGGCCUCGUCGCCAACGGUUCCGUGUCGACGACCUUCUCGGGCGAGACGCACAGGGGCAUCGGCGAGAUUGUCCCGCCGCCGGAAUGCGACGGCGAGUAUGACGAUGAGGAAGAGUGCGUGUACGAGAGCAUGCUCAAGAAGAUCUCGGAGCCGGGGCGCCCGGGGGAGUGGGUAAUGGGGCUUGAUGACUGGCGGGAUCAAUGUUAUGAGCCGAUGGGGUAUCACAUCGGCGGCGCGAACCAGAUGCAUGGUACAGUCUGGGGUACCAAGCAGAAGAGGGAUCAUAUCUACACGUAUUGCCCCGAGGCGAGGAUGAUCUUGAAGAUGGAUUUUGCGGAUUAUGUGCCGGGCGCUUGUAAAGAGUCCUGGUAAAUAGGG
Messenger RNA from Fusarium redolens, 1287 nucleotides. RefSeq lists its product as uncharacterized. Bases 211 to 1281 code for a protein of 356 amino acids. The record is from RefSeq and is a predicted model, not a curated record. The transcript has 2 exons. Lineage: Eukaryota; Fungi; Ascomycota; Sordariomycetes; Hypocreales; Nectriaceae.